UUUGCCUUGUUCUGUGUACAUGUAUGUACAGCACUUUGGGUUAAUUGGUGGUUGUUAAAAGUGUUAUACGAAUAAAGCUGCAUUGAAUUGGAUUGGAUAUAGUGGACUUGGACAGAGAGAAACAUGUCAGAUGUUGAAGAGUUUUUCAGUUUUUAGAUGGAGUGUUGAGGUGAAGCAGCUGUCCCAAAGCUGGACAGGUUUCCUCCAAUCAGAGCUGAGUGUGUUUGUCAUGUGACUGAGAGGAAGGAGGAGAACUAAUGUAUGACUCCCCCAGCAGGUUGUUGUUUGUCUACUAUGGAUCAGUGUGAGGACAGAGAGGAGGGAGUCCCUCCCUCUAAAAGAUCUCUGUGUGGAGAUGAGAACCAGAGCAAAGCUCAGAGCCCAGAGCAGCAGAACACACACUCUACUGGACCUGGACCUGGACCUGGACCUGGAUCCAGCUGUGUGUCCAUGAAGAGUGACUGGUCAAAGGAGUCUCCUCCUUGUUUCAGACGAUGUGCAGAUGGAAGGAUCCAGCAGCAGAGACCAGACUGUCCUAAACCCAGCUGUCUGUCCUUCAAGAGCGACCAGUCAAAGGAUGAAUUCAUGACCUUUAAAGACGUCCAUCCAUCUACUGAUCAGAUAGUGGAGCAGCAGAACUCAGAGGUUCCCAGAGCUCAGUCUGUCCAGCAGCAUCACCUGGACUCCAUAUUCAUGCUGCUGGAGGACAACAUGGUGACUUUUGUGAAGAAGGAACUGAAGAAGAUGCAGAAGCUUGUGAGUCCAGAUUACCCAGAAUGCUCAGAGAGUCAGAGGGAGGAUGAGGAGGAGUUGGAGGGUGAUGAUGAAGAUCAGAGGAGCAGCAGAGAGAUGUUUGAGCAGAUCACAGUGUUGUUCCUGAGGAGGAUGAAGCAGGAGAAGCUGGCUGACUGUCUGCAGAGCAAACUUUCUGCUGGAGUUUGUCGACGUGAACUUAAGUCUUCUCUGAAGAAGAAGUUCCAGAGAGUGUUUGAGGGCAUCGCUAAAGCAGGACAGCCGACCCUCCUGAAUGAGAUCUACACAGAGCUGUACAUCACAGAGGGAGGGACUGCAGAGGUCAAUGAUGAACAUGAGGUCAGACAGAUUGAAGCAGCAUCCAGGAAAGCAGACAGAGCAGAAACAAGCAUCAGACCAGAAGACAUCUUUAGAGGCUCACCUGGAAGAGAUGGACCAAUCAGAACAGUGAUGACACAGGGAGUGUCUGGCAUCGGGAAAACAGUGUUAACACAGAAGUUAACUCUGGACUGGGCUGAAGACAAAAGCAACCAAGACAUCCACUUCAUGUUUCCAUUGACUUUCAGAGAGCUGAAUGUGCUGAAAGAGAGAAAGUUCAGUUUGAUGGAACUUGUUCAUCACUUCUUCAGUGAAACCAAAGCAGCAGGAAUCUGCAGCUUUGAAUACUUCCAGGUUGUCUUGAUCUUUGACGGUCUGGAUGAGUGUCGCCUUCCUCUGGACUUCCACAACAAUGAGGUCCUGACUGAUGUUAGAGAGUCCACCUCAGUGGAUGUGCUGCUGACAAACCUGAUCAGGGGGAAGCUGCUUCCCUCUGCUCACCUCUGGAUAACCACACGACCUGCAGCAGCCAAUCAGAUCUCUCCUGACUGUGUGGACAUGGUGACGGAGAUCAGAGGAUUCACCGACCCACAGAAGGAGGAGUACUUCAGGAAGAGAUUCAGAGAUAAGACGCAGGCCAGCAGCAUCAUCUCCCACAUGAAGACAUCACGAAGCCUCCACAUCAUGUGCCACAUCCCAGUGUUCUGCUGGAUCACUGCUACAGUUCUGGAGAAGCUGCUGAGAAGCACAGAGGGAGGAGAUCUGCCCAGAACCCUGACUGAGAUGUUCAUCCACCACCUGGUGGUUCAGACCAAAGUCAAGAAGGUCAAGUAUGAUGGAGGAGCUGAGACAGAUCCACACUGGAGUGAAGAGAGCAGGAGGAUGAUUGAGUCUCUGGGAAAACUGGCUUUUAUUCAGCUGCAGAAAGGAAACCUGAUCUUCUAUGAGUCCGACCUGACAGAGUGUGGCAUCGAUGUGGAAGCAGCCUCAGUGUACUCAGGAGUGUUCACACAGAUUUUUAAAGAGGAGAGAGGGCUGUACCAGGACAAGGUGUUCUGCUUCGUCCAUCUGAGCGUUCAGGAGUUUCUGGCUGCAGUCUACAUGUUCCACUGUUACACCAACAGGAAGGAGAAGGUUCUGGAGGACUUCCUGGGAGAAGACUGGAAAGACAAGAACAGAGACACUCUGGAUGUGUUCCUGAACAAAGUCAUGGAGAAAUCUCUCUUCUGUAAAAAUGGUCACCUGGACCUGUUUGUUCGCUUCCUUCAUGGCCUCUGUCUGGAGUCCAACCAGAGACUCUUAGGAGGUCUGCUGGGUCCGACAGAGAACCAUCCAGAAAUGAUCCAGAGAGUCAUCAACAACCUGAAGAAGAUGAACAGUGAAGAAAUGUCUCCAGACAGAAGCAUCAACAUCUUCCACUGUCUGAUGGAGAUGAAGGAUCUCUCAGUACAUCAGGAGAUCCAAGAGUUCCUGCAGUCAGAGAACAGAUCAGAGAAGUUCCUCUCUGAGAUCCAGUGCUCAGCUUUGGCCUACAUGCUGCAGAUGUCAGAGGAGGUUCUGGAGGAGUUGGACCUGGACAAGUACAAAACAUCAGUUGAGGGAAAACGGAGACUGAUUCCAGCUGUGAGGAACUGCAGAAAGGCUCGAAUUACGCACCGUUCUCUCUUUGAAAGUCACUAUGAAGUCGUGGCCUCAGCUCUGAAGUCCAACCCCUCCCAUCUGAUAGAACUGGACCUGAGCUGGAAUGACCUGCAUGAUUCAGGAAUGAAGCAUCUUUGUGAUGGACUGCAGAGUCCAAACUGUAAACUGGAGACUCUAAGAUUGGAUGAUUGCAGUUUGUCAGAGAUCAGCUGUGAUUCUCUGGUCUCAGCUCUGAAGUCCAACCCCUCACAUCUGGAACAUCUGGACCUGAGUAACAACAGCCUGAAGGAUUCAGGAGUGAAGCAUCUGAUUGGUUUUGUGGAGAGUCCAGACUGCAUCCUGAAGACUCUGAGAUUGUUCAGCUGCAGUUUGUCAAAGAUCAGCUGUGAUUCUCUGAUCUCAGCUCUGAAGUCCAACCCCUCCCAUCUGGAACAUGUGGAUCUGAGUAAGAACUACCUGCACGAUUCAGGAGUGAAACAUCUGAGUGGUUUUGUGGAGAGUCCAGACUGCAUCCUGAAGACUCUGAGAUUGGAGAGCUGCAGUUUGUCAGAGAUCAGCUGUGAUUCUCUGGUCUCAGCUCUGAAGUCCAACCCCUCACAUCUGGAACAUCUGGACCUGAGUGGGAACAACCUGAAGGAUUCAGGAGUGAAACAUCUGAGUGUUUUUGUGGAGAGUCCAGACUGCAUCCUGAAGACUCUGAGAUUGAAGCACUGCAGUUUGUCAGAGAUCAGCUGUGAUUCUCUGGUCUCAGCUCUGAAGUCCAACCCCUCACAUCUGGAAUAUCUGGACCUGAGUCAGAACAACCUGCAGGAAUCAUCAGUGAAACAUCUGUUAGAUCUUAUGGAGAGUCCAGACUGCAGCCUGAAGACUCUGAGAUGGGAUCAGGUGCUGAGGUGGUGACAUGAGUCCUGAUGAUCCAGAUGUUGAAGCAGCAGCUGGUGUGCAGAGACUCUGAUGGACCGUGUUACUGGGAGGUGGACUGGGAACCAGUGUAAAGUGUGUUGUUCUCACUGUAUAGUUUAGUGUUGCAGCUCCACACUGAAUGAUGGAGAAGUGCAGUUAAUGUUGACAUGAUCUGUUGGAGGUUGAUGUCAGGUUGCAGAGUGUGCAGGAAGUUUCAGAAUGUUUGUGUCGGUGCAGGAUUCUAUUUCAGUGGACUUUCUAUUUCCAGCUGCAGUCAAAGUUGUUGAGCUUCUCUACCUGCAGCACAUUGAGCUGAUGAGAACAAAGUGUCCUGGAAGCAUGUCAGCUGAAGCCUUGGAGCCCAGACAGAGUUUAAUGAAGCACAUUGGACUUUAUUCCACCUUGUUUUUUCUCAGUCAAAUAUCCGAGGGAUGAACACCAAUAACAGUCCAUAAACUGCUCUUUUACAGCUCAGUUCAUUCUUUUAGUGUUUUUCUUUCUUUACAUAUUCAUCAUGUGUCAUUUACUGUGGACUUAUUUGUUCAUCUCUGUCAUUCAUUCCAAGCAGCUUAUUUACAGACGCUGCAGUUUUGUCAUGUGUACAAAAUCUGAAAUGUAACAGCGCCCUCUGGUGGUAAUGAUUGGUAACUACACAUUUCUAUUUUAUUUUCCAUCUGUUGCAGUAAAACGUCAUUUGUACGUUGAUGAGUUGUGUUUGUCUGGACAUGACUGUUAGUCAGGAUCAUAAUAGACCAGACUCUGAGCAG
Molecule: messenger RNA, 4382 nt
Organism: Acanthochromis polyacanthus (spiny chromis)
Lineage: Eukaryota; Metazoa; Chordata; Actinopteri; Pomacentridae
Product: NACHT, LRR and PYD domains-containing protein 12-like
Exons: 12
Coding region: 262-3612 (1116 amino acids)
Molecular function (GO): protein binding
Source: RefSeq, a predicted model, not a curated record